AUGAAGAAGGACGUGCGAGACUAUGUGGCGAACUAUGCCGUUUGCCAACAGAAUAAAUACCUGGCUCUAUCUCCCUAUGGACUAUUGCAGCCCUUGCCUAUUUCGGAAUCAAUCUGGGAUGACAUUUCCAUGGACUUCAUUGAUGGACUUCCUAAAUCUGGAGGGGUAGAUACCGUGUUGGUGGUAGUGGACCGCUUGAGUAAAUAUGGACAUUUCAUCGGCCUAAAACAUCCUUUCACAACUCCCGAAGUCGCCAAGUUAUUCAUCCGAGAGAGAGUUCGUUUGCAUGGGAUGCCCCGUUCAAUUGUGUCAGACAGGGACCGAAUUUUCAUGAGUGUUUUGCUUCGAAUAAACCUGGCACUUGGAGUCAAUAUCUACUGUGGGCAGAGUUUUGGUACAACACAUCAUUCCACACUGCAACCCAACGAGCUUAAGGCUCAACUCUCUAAGGCUCAACUGAGGAUGAAACAAUUGGCUGAUGGGCAUCGGCGUGAUAUUCAGUUUGAGGGUGGUGACUUAGUGUACCUUAAAUUGCGUCCAUAUCGGCAGAAAUCUGUGAGAAAAAGGUCAUGUGAAAAGCUGCCCCCAAGGUACCAUGGGCCUUCUGAGGUUUUUUCAAAGCUUCGUAAGGCAAUUGUUACCUCUCAACCUAUCUCCUCCCUUCAUCCACAUCUCAGAGCAACAGGGAAUCUCAUCACUGAACCGGAGGAAGUCUUAGCUAUUAGAACUAGUGUUGCAAACAUGAAUCAUGAGCCAGAAGUUUUGAUCAGGUGGAAGGAUUUACCAGAAUUUGAAGCAACUUGGAAACCUUUUGAGACCAUACGCCAGCAGUUUCCUAGCUUCCACCUUGAGGACAAGGUGGAUUUUGGGACGAUGGGUAAUGAUAAACCCCCCCAUUCGAUUCACUUACACCAGAAGAGGAAAGAAUGA
Olea europaea var. sylvestris is the source of this 930-nucleotide messenger RNA. RefSeq lists its product as uncharacterized. Gene Ontology annotation, biological process: DNA integration. The coding region runs from base 1 to 930 and encodes 309 amino acids. Lineage: Eukaryota; Viridiplantae; Streptophyta; Magnoliopsida; Lamiales; Oleaceae. The record is from RefSeq and is a predicted model, not a curated record. The transcript is spliced from 4 exons. Gene Ontology annotation, molecular function: nucleic acid binding.